UUUAUAUAAACAGAUCUAAAUAAACCGAGACAAUCUGAUGCGUUGAGGGAAUUCGUUGAGGUGAAGAUUUUUAUCAGUGUGUCGUUAAAAAUGGGAAACCCCAAAGUUUUCUUUGACAUCACUAUCGACGGCUCCAACGCCGGCCGGAUUAUAAUGGAGCUGCGAGCUGAUGUUGUCCCAAAGACUGCAGAAAACUUCCGUGCUUUAUGCACUGGAGAGAAAGGUUUUGGCUACAAAGGCUCCACCUUUCACCGUGUCAUCCCAAAGUUCAUGUGCCAGGGCGGGGACUUUACCAACCACAACGGAACUGGAGGCAAAUCCAUCUACGGAGAGAAGUUUGCCGAUGAGAACUUCCAGUUGAAGCACAUGGGAAUGGGGACGCUGUCCAUGGCCAAUGCAGGGCCCAACACCAACGGAUCCCAGUUCUUCAUCUGCACAGCCUCGACCGACUGGCUGAACGGGAAACACGUGGUGUUUGGCAGCGUUGUGGAAGGCAUUGAUGUUGUCAAGGCGAUGGAGAAGCAAGGCACAAAGAGCGGCUCUCCCAAAGCCAAGGUUGUCAUUGCUGACUGUGGUGAGCUUAAAUAGUUCAGAUCAGCUGCUUCGUUUCAGCCUGCUUUCCUCUCGGAUGUUAUCAGCAAACCUUUAGAAAAAGUCCACUUUUUCCCACUGACAUGUUCGUCCAGUGUGUUUAUUUGUUCUGUAAUAUUUUGUACCUUCUAAUCUGUCCUUUAAGGGCGACAUUUGUUAAUAAAAUCUGAAUAUAAUAGUGUUGACGGUGUAAAUAAAACAGCUGGAGAGCCUU
Messenger RNA from Melanotaenia boesemani (Boeseman's rainbowfish), 805 nucleotides. RefSeq names its product peptidylprolyl isomerase Ab (cyclophilin A) (gene ppiab). The record is from RefSeq and is a predicted model, not a curated record. NCBI's taxonomy places the organism in Eukaryota, Metazoa, Chordata, Actinopteri, Atheriniformes, Melanotaeniidae. Gene Ontology annotation, biological process: protein peptidyl-prolyl isomerization; protein folding. Gene Ontology annotation, molecular function: peptidyl-prolyl cis-trans isomerase activity. The transcript is spliced from 5 exons. The coding region runs from base 91 to 588 and encodes 165 amino acids. Gene Ontology annotation, cellular component: intracellular membrane-bounded organelle.